UUUUGUGUGAGACCUAGCUCGUGGUGGUCGCAACUUCGCGCUCGCGUCGCACCUAAUCAGCCUCUUGGCACAGCACACAAUAAAAAUAAACCACUGGCGGUUAUUCAACUUUUUCCGUUGAUAUCGAAUUUUUUUUUCAUUUAUAUACUUCUUGUAUUUUUGUGGUUUCUGUGUUUGCUUCUGUGGGGCCUUCCUGACCAAUUACAUUGUAAAUGUUUAAUGAGAUCUCCCUCUUGUGCAUUCAAUGGGGGGCGAUACGCAUUCCUGAAUAAACCGCGCCGUGAGCCCAAAAAUUUAUAUAUACAACAUUCUGUGUGAUCAACAGAUUUAUAGGUGACGCCCGCGAACACGGAAGUUUUUUCCACUCUCUGUUGUGAUUUAACGACCAAGAGCGGGGGUGGCGACUGGUGGAAUUGUAUAUUGACCGGCAAGGAAAAAGUGGAAUGUGAAUUCAUAAUUUAUAAGACACACAGUACCAACAAGCCCUCCCCCUCUUGUGUUGGUCAUUCACAAACGAAAACAGCACUCAGAUACUGAACAUUAUCGUCAUAACUCAGUGAACUUUCGCAUGCCUUGGAGGCAAAUGCUGGAGUGAGGGCGAUGUUUCCACCCGUUGACUCGUCGGUAUCGUCGACAGAUCACGAGAUACUCGACGGGCCUCAAAUUUCUACACCUGAUCAAAUUCCCAAGCUGCCCGAGGGUGUGGCGCCCCUCUUCAAGGCAUCCAAUACACUACGGAACAAUAUUGAUGCCAAGGAUGAGGUGGCGCGCAAGAGGACGUCGCUGAAAAUUGAGAAUAGUGCUUCGUUAAUAAUGGAAGAGCAUCUCGUGCACAAGAAGCGUCUCUCAUUGGCUGACAGUGAUUUGGCCGUGUGCACAAAGCGCUCAGGGAAUGCCCAGGAUGUUCCCCAAGGGAACACCAAGCAUGAGGCUAUGGCGGACAAAAUGCCAGACAGCAAUAGGAAUUCCCUACAGAGCUCAAAUGCCGACGAUGAGGAUGACUACAAUGACCUGGAGAAUGGAAAUAGUAGCAGUGGAGCUGACUUCCGGGACUCCAUCGUAUCCAGCGAUGCAGAACUCCUCUGUGAGAAGCUAAAUACCAUCAAUAAAUCCACGGAUGGCGAUGGGAAUCAUCCAGCUGAGCUCUUGAGUCCCAAUGAAGGGCCUCUGGCCAGAAGAUAUGCAGAAAUUGCGCACUUCAGGAGUGGAAAAUGGUCCGAUGCCAUUCAACCCUCGCGACCGAAUAAGAGAUUUACUCUCGGUUCACUGGAUCCGGAUGAAUGUGCCGUGGGGAGUGGCAAUGGGGGGUGCUACGGUGACGACGAUCUUCAGGCCCUAAUACCACCAACAACGCGACGACUUUCGAGGGAUGAACUGAGUCAGUCACGUACAUCGCUGGUGUCAAGUUCAGAUGGUGGCAUCCUGGCCGAGGGGGAGACGUCCUCAGAAUCGUCUGGCGACUCCACCAGCCCACCCUGCGAUCUGGGUCUCGUGGAGCGCCUCCUGCGAACCCAUCCUGUGUGGUUCCUACCCGGAAUUCAACGUGCCGGCGCGGUGCAUCUGCUUCAGGGCAAGGAGGAGGGUAACUUUGUCGUCAGAGGAAGUAGCCAGGCCAACACAAUGGCUGUCUCAGUGAGACUUCCUCCGGACACAGGACCCUACAUUGAGCACUACCUUAUCCAGUCGGAUAGUGGUAUCCUAUCGCUGGAGAGUUCUCGCUUCAAGUUUGACUCCAUUCCCGCCCUGAUAGCUCACUAUGCACAGUGCUGUGACGAACUCCCUGUUCAGCUGAUGCUCCCACGAGCACUUCGAGAAGCCAAGAAUCGUCAGCAACUCUCCUCCCUGGCACUGCUUGGGCAGGAGUUCUGGCGAUACCCAAUGGCAAGCCCAAAACCCGGAAGCCAGGCUUCCACGCCCGUUGACCCGAAGUCAGGAGCAACGGACUCAUCGGGUGUUGGGGUGACGGUAUUCAGUUCAUCCGUGAGUCAGAAGUACCAGCAUAAAGCACUUAAACCCCCAGCUAUUCUUAGUCCUGGGCAAACGAGCACAUCGCCCCUCUGCCAAGUGGAGACACCCUCCGACACAUCAUCUAGUCUCAGCAGCUUUACACCGAGCAAUGGAAAUCAACUCCUUAGCCCGGAAUCCGUGGAUAGUGUUGUUCUCACCAUGUCUCCCGUGGAAUCAUGCCGAUCGGGCAUUGUGGGCAAGACGAGUACGUUCAAGACACAGCUUAAGCGACAAGCACCCGUUCCACUGGCCAGGACACCCGAACUCAUUGAUCAGGGUGAGAAGACCAGCGCCUUUGCGGGAGAUUCCUUUGCUGCUGGUCAAAUCCGUGCACCACGACCUACACCACCAAAUACCCUCAAUUUGGGACCUCUCCGCACACCACCAGCUCCACCGCCACGCUGGUCUAAACCCGUUGCCAAUAUGAGCCCAGAUCAGGCAACUGUGGAAACUCAGGCGAACAACUUCACUGUAACCACGACAGUUACAUUCAGCAUGGAAAGUGGUCCCAAAGUACAGAGUCCCCAGAUUGUGGAGAUCUCUUCCCCAACGGCAAGUGAUGUUCUCCAGUUCCAGACAAUCUCCAAGAGACUGUCACCUGAGGGAGAAUGCCACAAGAACGGGGAUGCCAUGUCCACACUUGACUCCAAGAGGUGGAUCUCUAAUCACAGUAGAGACUCGUCCCGCGGGAAUCGGAAGUUAACGUCUCCAAAUCAAGCGGAGACCCCCAAUGGGCAGCGUGUACGUCGAAGUAAGGCCAAGAAGGAAUCCAAGCACUACCAGGAAUCUGACAUCCUGGAAUCCCCAUCGGUGUACUGUAGAAGUGCUCUGGGGGACAAGAUAAGUGACUAUGAGGAUAUUUGGACACAGGAGAAUAAUAAUGGGCAUCCAAACUUCCACAGAGGAUCUCAAAUGUCUAGCUUCAGGCCUGAAGUUCACGGAAAACGACCAGAUCUCCUAGCAGAGACACCCACGGUGACUUCCCUGAAUGGCAACCUCCUGUCCCCAACGGGCUCUAUAGCAUCGUCAAAUAAUACCCCGCCGAAACCACCGUCAGAGACUGAUUCCGUGGCACCACUGUGCCCGCAGCAGGACGCAACAGAGAGGACAAGCUUCCUGGACAAUGAAUCCCUCGUGGCGCACCUUUCAAAUCCCAAAGAGGGCACCCAACGCUUUGGGAUUUAUCACAAAACUCAACCAAUGAAUCCCGAUGUGGAUCCAAUGCUGCAGCCACGCAAUCGUUUGGGUCUUGUCCUCACGAGUACACCUCCAAAAUUGGAUGAUCCCACAACACCCCUCGGGGCAUCAGGGAGGAGUAAACAGGGUAGCCCCUUCUACUCCGAACCCGUUGAUUCCGUGCAGAACAUCACACGACGCAGCAAUAGGAAUUCCCACAUCCCCAGCAGUCAGCGUUUCUCAGAGCCCCCCAAGGGACCCUUCCGUAGUGCUCUGGCUUCAAUUAUCCCACCUGGUGAUGCAAUGCAGCGAAACCCACUCGCAGGAUCACUGGAUGAGCUGAAGAAGCGCAACAGGAAGGCUCGUGGUCGAUUGGAUCCGUGGCCACUGGACAGCAGUUGGGAAUUCGUUGGGAAUGAUGCAAAUGACGACAACGACUACGACUCAGACCUCAAUUGGAGGACAAGCUACAGGCGUGAGAGUGCCGUGCAAUCUCCACCGCAGGUUCCACCACCGAAACCCCAACCAGAACCAACGAAGGAGGUGAAACAGAGACCCCUGACCAUUCACCAGAUCAUUGCAACGAGAAUGCCUGAAUUGAAUCUUCCGGAACAAAUUAGAUGUUCAACACCAACACCGGAGUCCAGCAUAACGAAUGGCACCAUUACGCGGCGACAACGAAUCUCGGCCUAUGAUAACGUAGAACGGGGCCCCACGUCGUCCCUUUUGUGCCCAGAUAGCGCCCAAUCAGAUGAUGGAACGGUCUUUUCGGAGCCCUGGGAUAGCUCCCAAUGGGAUUCCUUCCUACCACACGACGAUGCAUCCGAUUCAAUCCACCUCUCAAAGUGUCGGGCACUUUUGGGUCAUGAGGAGGACGACACCCUCGUGGAAGAUGCGUCACAAAGAGAGAAACAACCCGCCAAAGUGGCCACAAUAUUCCGCAGCCGAAGCUGUCGCGAUCGGGAGAUUCUCUGUCAUCCACGGAAUAAAACAACAUCAGGUGGCCCUGGGGAGUCCGUAGGAGCGUACGCCAUGUCCCUGGCGAAUGAUCCAACCACAACCUUUGCCCGUAACAUUGAGAACUUCAUCUGCUGCACCAAAGAAUCCCGCGAAGCUGCCCCGCAGAUCGUUAUGCGGAAUAUGCGGCAAUUUAUGAGCGGCAUGAAGAACUACCUGGUGAAGCAUGGCGAAGGGGACUUCCAUCUUGAGGUGCAGCGUGCGUGCUCACGCCUCAAACCCGAUGAAUUCCUCAAUUUGGACACAAUUCUCGAGGGGGUGAUGCAGCGUCUUGUUGUCCUGCCACUGCGGGAGCACCUCUAUGGGUUAUUUGUUGAAUUCUACACACGAUCGCGGGAUAUUCAGCUGCUUGUGGAGAAUGUGAGAUUUGCAAGUGGCAAGAGUGCCGUUGAUAUGGGAAUCCGGAAGGAGGUGUCACCACCAUCGGAAUCAUCCCUGCGCUACAUUGCCAUGAUCCUGCAGCGACUACAGGAGGCUGAGCAACCGCUGGAGAAGUUAGACUUCCUCCUAGCUGCUGUGUCGGCAAUCUUCGAGGCAACGGGCUCUCCGAAGAGUAAUGCUCUCUGUGCUGAUGACUUCUUGCCCAUUCUGGUGUACGUUGUGGCCAAAAGUGGUUUUAUCGGAGCGGAAAUUGAGGCUGAAUUCAUGUGGGGUCUCCUGCAGCCGUCACUCCUCAGCGGUGAGGCGGGUUACUACCUCACGGCACUCUGUAGUGCUGCCCAUGUACUUAAAACCUUCAAGGAUAGCCAAAACGAGAUGUGCGGAUCGAUUGAUUGGAGAUCAUCUGCCAUGCCCGCGUGCUCAUCCGUACUGAGGGUCAUCAUCCCAGAUGAGUACAAUGGAUCACUGCAGACAAGAACACUGCCCGUGCGUCCGCAUACAACCACCAAAGAAGUUUGUCGCAUUAUUGCUCACAAAGCGAGGAUAACAAAUCCCCAGGAUUAUGGGUUAUUUAAGCUCGUCGACGGAGAAGAAACUCUAUUGAUGGACUCAGAAUGCCCUCAGGAUGCUAGGCUGGCUGCACGUGGAAAGCACUGGAUGUUGGCCUACAAACGCAUCGACGCCAAGAUUGCAUGGCCAACAGCUGCAGCGUCUUCAUCUUCCUCCUAAAAAGGGCCACCCACCACCAUCCCCAUUUCGUGCGUAUAAAGAAGCAGUAUUGGAUCCCCAUUUACCACACCGAAAGCUCCAACGCUGAAGCUUUCGCCGUGGCUUUUGGAUUUACCGCAAAUUUUUUAGUCUCUCAUCGUAUAUGGAUAAAUAUUUAAGGAAAAAAAGUUUGCAUUAUAAUCUCAUAUUUAGUCGCGCGGAAAUUUAUUCGAUGACUAUUUGCUGUAAUUUCGGUAAAGAGAAAAAAAAUGAAAUACUUUUUAUACAUUCGGACUAUAUAUAGCAGAGAAAAAAAACUUUAAUUCUCUAUAAAAAAUAUGUAUAAAAUGCAAUUUUUUUCGUAAUCUUUAACGUAUUUUCUUGCCAUGCAGAAAGGAUUUUUGUGCAAAGAGUUUUUGCUGCAAAAUGAAAUGGAGAAAAAAUAUAUUAAUGCUGUGAUUUGUUACUCGGUCAAGUUUUUUUUUUAAAUAGUUUUCUACUGCAUCUUUUUGUUUAUUUUAUUCUCUUUCAAUGAAACUAAAAGAAAAGAAAGAAUAAUUAUUCCACACAUUGAGAAAAAUAUUCUAAAAGAAUUUUAAUGAAAUAUUUGUAUAUUUUGGGAAAGAAAUAAAAGGAAAAAAAUAUUUUCAUCACAGAAAACUCUUGCAAAAAAAUAGAAGAAAAAAGCGACCAAUUUUUUUGUGAAAGUUGUAUUUUGCAUAAUAAUAUAUAGCACACAUUUAAUCGUGUCACGAAUUAAUGUUUAAGAAAGGAAUUCCAGGUGAAAAAAAAGUGAAAAUACCGUGAAUGUAAAACUUUUCUCUUUCUUCUAUUUUGCGAAAAUAAUAUCCUUUUUUUUAGAAGAAAUUAACAUUUUAAAAAUGAUCCUCAAAGGCAAUGAUUCGAGGUUUGUGAGUAGAAAAUUCUCCUGAAGAUACUUCGCUUGAUCUCUCUCCUCUCCCUUCCUCUUACUCCCAGAAGAUUCUCUGUCUGUGAACUCUUCUUCCCUCCUUCCCAAAGAAAAAAGGUUUCCAAACAAUCCUGAGGAUCAUUUACAUAAGAAAAGAAAAAGGAAUUCUCCUAAGAAAUUGCUAUUUAUUGCAUCACCUUUGGAGGUAAAAUGUUUAAGAGGAUUUUCUGCUCCAUCCUUGACUAAUAAAUAUAUUUAUGAUGGAAAAUAAAGUAUCAAAUAUAUUGAAAAAAAAUCUAAUAUAACGUAAUAUUUUACUACACGACACAAGAUGAAUAACCUUUAUAUAGAAAUUUCAUCAUUUUGAUAAAUAUUGAGAUAAUAUAAUAAAAAAAGGAAAACUAAUAAAGAGUCUCAAAAGUAAAA
Messenger RNA from Lutzomyia longipalpis, 6625 nucleotides. It is a transcript of the gene spri, whose product is annotated as protein sprint. The transcript is spliced from 13 exons. The coding region runs from base 601 to 5310 and encodes 1569 amino acids. Gene Ontology annotation, cellular component: endocytic vesicle; cytosol. Gene Ontology annotation, biological process: vesicle-mediated transport; signal transduction. NCBI's taxonomy places the organism in Eukaryota, Metazoa, Arthropoda, Insecta, Diptera, Psychodidae. The record is from RefSeq and is a predicted model, not a curated record. Gene Ontology annotation, molecular function: small GTPase binding; guanyl-nucleotide exchange factor activity.